AUGGAAAAGGUAUCUACGUCUAACAAUGCAGGUCCUCCUAUGACCAACUUGGGCUCCACUCCAGCGCCUGUUCAGGACUCUAAAGCUAAGGCUGCUGCUCCCACUUCUACUCAGAAUAGCUUGAUAAUUUCAAGUUCGUCACCAGCGCCGGUAUCUCAAGUCAACCCCAACCCUUGUCGUGAUCCUCUUCAGGGUGAAGUCCCAUUCACAACGAUCAAAGCAAAAGCAGCUACUAAAGGAAGAGCCUCUGUGAGAAAUGACCCAGUCCUUACUACAAAUUCUUUUCGGGUCCUUCAGAUCGAGGGUCCACCUUUGGAGGAUAGAGAUAAGAUGAUAAUCGAUGUCAAUCAAGAAGUUUCUCCUUCCUCCUCAGCUUUGCUAAAUCAAACUCACGUUAAGGUAGCAAGCAAGCAACAUAUUUUGUCAGCUAUUGGAGGGGGUUGGUCUGCAGAGACUAACUAUGAGUUCUCGGAUCUUGGGAAGAUUUGGGAUACCUAUGCCUCCUUUGGUCUCCAGAGAAAACCUUGGUUGGUUGUAGGAGACUUCAAUGAAAUAUUGCAUCCAAAUGAGACUUCCAAUAUCAGCAUCACGUCAACAACACGAGGUAUGAGAUCCUUUGGUGAUUGCUUAUCAGAUGUUGGGUUGUUCGAUCUGCAUUGGUCUGGUCCUAAGUUUACAUGGCUUAACAACAGACCUUCUGAUCCUAUUGGCAAGAAGCUUGAUAGAUGCUUGGUUAAUGGCUGUUGGCUUCUGAAAUUCCCAUCUAGCCAUUGCUUGUUUGAAGCCCCUGAAUUUUCAGAUCAUUCGUCGGGUUUCAUUAAGUUCUCUUCUGACCCUCCAACCUUCGGUACUCCGCCUUUCAAAUUUUAUAACCUACUUCUAAAGAAACCCCAGUUCCUGGAAAAGGACAACUAUAGUGACAUCGAAAAGAGAGUUGCAGCGGCUCUAGAGGACCUAUCAUCAAAACAGAUUUUGGCCCUAAAUGAUCCUUCUUCCCUUAAUGUUCAGAAUGAGGUUGAUGCUCGUAGACUGUGGUCGGAGUUAAGGGUUGCCGAAGACAGCUUCUUCUAUCAAAGAUCUCGUAUCAGAUGGAUGGGUGGUGGCGAUAUGAAUACUCCUUUCCACCAUAGUAUUACCACUGUUCGGAAUGCGGGAAAUGUCAUUAAAUUCCUAACUAAGCCAGAUGGUUCGAUGACCUCUUCCCUCGAGGAAGUUCAUCAGGUGGCAAUUGAUCAUUUUCAGUCUGCUCUUACCACAUUAAGGGGUGCUUUUUGUCCUGAGCUUCCAAAAUUCCUUGAUCGCCUAAUUGUGGAUAAAUGUACCCCCGUUCAGCAGUCUCUAUUCAUUGAGGAUUUUUCAAAUGAGCAGAUUCAGAGCUGUCUUCUAAAGAUGCCAAGAAACAAAACUUCGGGGCCAGAUGGAUUUCCUGUUGAAUUUUUCAAAUGCGCCUGGGCUAUAAUUGGACAUGAAUUUCUAGCUUCGGUCAGGGAUUUCUUUGUCCAAUGUUUCAUGCCUACCUCUCAAAACGCUACUUCGCUGAUCCUCUUAGCUAAGCGGCCAAGAGCAGAUACAAUCAAGGAAUUUCUCCCUAUUGCAUGUCUGAACACUCAAUAUAAGCUCAUCACUAGGCUGCUGUCAAACAGACUGAAAGUCACUUUAUCGGGUCUGAUCUUACCUAAUCAAACUGCCUUUGUGGCUGACCGCAUGCAUAACAGAUUCUGGAUGACAGUGUUUCUGCUGCCAAAAUGUGUUAUGAAGAAGAUCAACAAUCUCUGCAGUUCCUUCCUCUGGCACGGCACAAUAGACAUUUCCACGGGUGCAAAAGUUUCGUGGGAAGAGCUUUCAAUUCCAAAGGCUGAAGGGGGUUUGGGUCUGCGUAAUAUCAUUCACUGGAACAAGACUUGUAUUCUGAAGCUUUUAUGGUUGAUCUUCUUUAGGUCGAGCUCUCUUUGGGUAGCGUGGAUCAGAAAUAAAUACAUCUCUUCCAAUUCCUUUUGGGCGUUGAAUGAGAACAACUAUAGCUACUCUUGGAUGUUCAGAAAAAUCCUUGGCCUGAGACCAAAAGCUCUGCCUUUUUUCAAAGUCUCUGUGAGGAAUGGUGAUUCCACAUUCUUCUGGUGGGAUCCGUGGACGCCGUUUGGGCCUCUAAUCAAAUUUUUGGCUUCGGAUGGUCCUUUAUUAUUGGGAAUUUCUAUUGAUUCCACUGUUGCAGAUCUUCGAAAAGACUCGGUUUGGAACCUACCAAACGCGAGAUCAGAGAAACAACUGCUCCUAUUCUCGUACAUCUCUUCCCUUCCGCUUCGCCCAGGGUCGGAUGUUGCUACCUGGUCUGUUGAGGACAGGUCUACUAAGUCAUUCUCUUCAAAGAAUAUCUUCAACGCGAUUAGAACUCAACAGCAAAGGAAGGUUUGGGCUCCAUUGAUUUGGCAUAAGGAUGUGAUCCCUAGACAUGCUACAACGGCUUGGUUAUUCACUCUUAACUGA
Messenger RNA from Brassica oleracea var. oleracea, 2484 nucleotides. RefSeq lists its product as uncharacterized. Bases 1 to 2484 code for a protein of 827 amino acids. Gene Ontology annotation, molecular function: catalytic activity. The transcript has 5 exons. Lineage: Eukaryota; Viridiplantae; Streptophyta; Magnoliopsida; Brassicales; Brassicaceae. The record is from RefSeq and is a predicted model, not a curated record.